This is a messenger RNA of Fomitiporia mediterranea MF3/22, 1119 nucleotides long. Its product is annotated as Clavaminate synthase-like protein. The record is from RefSeq and is a predicted model, not a curated record. The transcript has 10 exons. NCBI's taxonomy places the organism in Eukaryota, Fungi, Basidiomycota, Agaricomycetes, Hymenochaetales, Hymenochaetaceae. Bases 1 to 1119 code for a protein of 372 amino acids. Gene Ontology annotation, molecular function: dioxygenase activity.
AUGCCCUCAACCAAAUCACCCGCCUCACCAUACAAACUCCGUUCACUACCCGUUAUCGACAUCGCACCAUGGGUAGCACCCGAGUCCGCUCAUGUCCGAGGACAUAACGGCGGACGACGAUCGACGAGUGCUGCUCUUCAUGCGGCGUGUCUGACCUAUGGGUUUUUUUACCUUGAUGUUUCGAGUUAUGCGGACCAGGAGGAGAUGGAAGAACUUUCGGAGCUUGCGAGACGGUUCUUUGCACUUCCGCAAGAGGAGAAGGAUAAGCUUGCGCUUGCGAACCAGGAUGGUGCGCGAGGAUACCAAAGAUUAAAGGAGAACGUAACGAACGGCAAAGCGGAUAACCACGAAGGACUCGACUUCUACGCUCCCGUAGAACAAACGGACAAGUCUAAACCAUUACAUGGAGAGAACCAGUGGCCUUCGGAUGAGGUCAUGCCUGGGUUUCGUGAGCGAUUUGAGAAGUGGAUAGAGAAGAUGAAGAAGCUUGGGAUGAUUGUUAUGGAAGCAAUGUCUGUUGGACUUGGUAUGACGCCUGAGGAAUGGGAGCAACUGAAGAGCAAGGUGGACAACUCGUUCUGGGUUAUGCGCGCCAUAGGCUAUCCACCACUUCCUAAUGACUACGAUGGCUACUCAUGUGGAGCACACAACUUCCUCUACGCAGACCCAACACCAAACGCACUCCAAGUCUUCCUUCCACAGGACGGUAUACUAGAUGAUGCCGCCACUACGCCUGCGGUGCUUGAUGAGCAGAACGGUGAGAAGGGCGUAUGGAUCAAUGUGGAUCCGAUGCCUGGUUGUGUUGUUUGUAACAUCGGUGAAAGUAUGUCUGAAUCUCCUUGCCUUUCGGUUUGGAUGGGAUGGGUGUGGGAGGUCUGGACGAAUGGGUUGUAUAAAAGUACUUUACAUCGUGUUGUUCAUCAAGGAUCAAACUACCGAAUACCCUUCUUCUUCGAACCAAACUUCACCGCACGCGUCGAACCUCUAGCAGCAGCACUCCGUCUGCAAAAGGAUUCCAUACAACCCGCUUACGCACACUACGAGCCUGUUGUGUAUGGGGAGUUUUUGUUGAAGAAGGUUGCGGGUAACUUUGCUUCGGGUAAGGGGAAGUAUGAUUAA